ACGGGAGCUAUGUGUGCACUGAUUGGUUGCUGCGGAGAAGGACGUAGCACCGACCACGAGGACGCUCUGUGCUUGCGUGCGUGGUGACGUAGUAUGAAGCAGGCUGGAUAUAACGUGCAGUGCCUCGCGUGCUCUCUCAAUGGAGCAGUAGAGAUGAAGAGAGUUGGCGCUAAGAGUUAAAUUUACGACCUUUUGAGUCGGUCGAUUUGUUGGGUUUUUACUCUCUUUACUUAUCGUAAACGCGCUUUUGACUGUUUCUUCAGCGGACGUUUAACAGGACUGUCGAGAAGAGACGGAAAGAUGAAAUACAUUAUAGGAAUUGGCGGGGUCACUAAUAGUGGCAAAACCACCCUGACGAAGAGGUUGAUCAAGACUCUGCCCAACUGCUGUGUUGUGCACCAAGAUGACUUUUUCAAGAAACCCGAUCAGAUAGAAGUCGGGGAGGACGGCUUUAGACAAUGGGAUGUCAUCACAGCUAUGGAUAUGGAGGCCAUGACCAACACGGUCAAAGGCUGGAUUGAGAACCCAGUGAAGUUUGCUCGUUCCCACGGAGUCUCUCUGUCUUCUGCAUCUGACGUGGCCAACGCAGACGAGCAGACCCACAUUCUCAUCGUGGAGGGCUUCCUGCUCUUCAACUACCUGCCUCUGCAGGACGUUUUCGACAUGAGCUAUUGCAUCACGAUUCCCUACGAGGAGUGCAAGAGAAGGAGAAGUACACGGCAGUAUACCGUCCCCGAUCCCCCCGGCCUGUUUGAUGGCCACGUGUGGCCGAUGUACCUGAAGCACAGGAGCGAGAUGGAGAGCAGCGGCUUGAAUAUCCAGUGCCUGGAUGGUUUGAAGUCCAAAGAGGAGAUCUACAACCAGGUGUACGCGGAGAUUCAGAACAAUCUGCUCAAUCGUUUAUAGCAGGAAGACUCCACUGAUCCCUGUACAGAGCUUGUAAAUACUCCUGUGGAUUCUUUGAUGAUGUUUUUUCUCAUUUUAUUCAUUGUUUAUGAAUGAAACCAUGCAAAGGUAACUUAUAUUUUUUUAUCAUCCUCAGAUGGUUGUGUUUAUUUAAAUAACUUUUUGUUAUUAUUGAACCAAAACAUUACUAUGUUACACUACUGACUUUUACUGGACCAUUUGUCAAACUCCUACUCCUACAAUAAAUGCAUUACUUGCAGUUUUUAAAGAACUUUCAAGAAUCUAUUUUCUUUAGACUUGCAAUAUUUGUUUUUUCUCUUUUUAUUAAAGCUACUCUCUGCCGUUAAAUAAAAAAAAUGUCACGAUUUGAUGCACUGCAUAAGGCUUUAGCUUUAGCCAAUUUGCAUCAUAGUCCUUUGACAGGUUAUAACAAUUACAAACUACAUGGCAGAAUACAUAAUAAAAAGAUACAAGUGGUGACCAGAACACGAUACAUAGCAGCACAGUAAAAAUAACUGGUAAAAACCGUAAUUGCUUUAAUGACUUGAGCAGCUUUUAACAGAUUUUUAAAAAAGCGUUAGUGCUGCAGCGCUUCAUGUCAGGUGGUCACUGAUUUGGCUUCAGAGAGAUUUGCCAAAUUUAAUGGUGUAACUAACUGACAUUAGCCCAUUUAUUUAUAUCAAAUAAAAACAACAUAUUGUAGAAACAAACUAUUGGUGGUUUUCACGGUUUCAUCUUGUGUUUUUUUUAU
Molecule: messenger RNA, 1657 nt
Organism: Pungitius pungitius (ninespine stickleback)
Lineage: Eukaryota; Metazoa; Chordata; Actinopteri; Perciformes; Gasterosteidae
Gene: mibp
Product: muscle-specific beta 1 integrin binding protein
Exons: 8
Coding region: 301-906 (201 amino acids)
Cellular component (GO): cytoplasm
Molecular function (GO): ribosylnicotinamide kinase activity
Source: RefSeq, a predicted model, not a curated record